Cylicostephanus goldi is the source of this 456-nucleotide messenger RNA. The record is from the annotation of a GenBank genome assembly. NCBI's taxonomy places the organism in Eukaryota, Metazoa, Nematoda, Chromadorea, Rhabditida, Strongylidae.
AUGAGAAGGAAGGAACAGACUGGAAAUGACCUCAAAGGUGGUUUUUUCUGUGCGAAAUCAAAAGGAAAAAGAAAGAGGGUGUCACUGUCUGUGCGAAGCGUCUUCAUCGGUUGCUUGGCGGUGUCGGAUCUGCUCAUGUCUCUAACAUCUUUACCAUGGACCGCUGUGACAAUAUUCACCCGUGAAUGGAUAUUUCCGAAGCCGAUCUGCAAGCUGAUAGGCGUUUUCCAGGGUGGCAGUAUCUUUGUGUCCAGCUUUACACUUACGAUAAUCGCUUUGGAUCGUUGUCUACUCAUCAUUAGACCCAAUAGAGAGUUUAUCGGCUACAAUCGAGCUAUAACCAUAGUGGUAGGAAUCUGGGUAUUGGGCUACUCAUUAGCUCUUCCUCUGGGCAUUUUUUCAAAAGCCGUCAGUUUCGACAAGAUUUGCGGAGUUUUCUGUGAGGAAAUUUGGUGA